Messenger RNA from Tupaia belangeri chinensis (Chinese tree shrew), 1954 nucleotides. RefSeq names its product dermokine (gene DMKN). The record is from RefSeq and is a predicted model, not a curated record. NCBI's taxonomy places the organism in Eukaryota, Metazoa, Chordata, Mammalia, Scandentia, Tupaiidae. Gene Ontology annotation, biological process: cornified envelope assembly. The coding region runs from base 200 to 1669 and encodes 489 amino acids. The transcript has 21 exons.
GGAGGACUCUGGGAGGGCAAGGGAGUCUGGGAAAGGAGACAGAAGGCUGCAGACCUUCGGGGAGGGCAGAAGGAGAAGGGAGAAGGAGGAGGGGCACGCGGAGGGCACGCAGACUCGGAGAAGAAAGUGAGCACGAGAAGUGAACUUGGGAGGGAAGAAGGCGCUCAGGAGAGGGAGAGGGAGAGGGAGCUAGGCCAAGAUGGAGUUACGGGGGACCCUGGCCUGCUUCCUGCUGGCCUUGUGCUUCAGCAGUGGGAGGGCUGGCCCCCUGCCGGGUGAAGGGGAGAGUGCUGCAACGGGCUUGGGGGAGGCCUUUGGACACAGGAUGGGAAGUGCUGCAGCGGGCUUGGGGGAGGCCUUUGGACACAGGAUGGGAAAUGCCCUGAGCCAAGGAGCUGGGCAGGCUGUUGGUCAAGGAGCUGGAGAGGCCGCCAGCUCUGGAGUCAGGGAGGCCGUGGACUCUGCUGGGAAUAGUUUGAGCCACAGGGUUGAGGAAGCAGCCCAUGCCCUUGGGAAUGAAGCUGGAAGACAUGCCGAGAAUAUUGUUCGACAAGGAAUGGAUGCUGCCCACAGCUUCGGGCAGGGGAUGCCUGGCAGCAACGGUGCUUGGGUAAGUGGCUGGGGAGCCAGCUUGGGCACCAACUCUCAGGGAGGCUUCUCGGUUCAAGGAGGCAAUGGCGGGUCCCCCAACUUCGGGCCCAACGCUCAGGGAGCUGUGGCCCAGCCUGGUUAUGGCUCAGUGCGAGGCAGCAACGGAAACACAGAGUGCACCAACCCGCCACCCGCAUCGGGCAGCAGCGGCUCACAGUCGGGAGGCAGUAAUGGUGGCAGUGGCGGCAGCAGCAGUGGCAACGGUGGCGGCAGCGGCAGUGGCAGCAAUUCUGGGGCCAACUCGGACCAGUCUUCCGGAAAUGCUAGGCCUUUUGAUGAAGGCUACUCAGUCUCCCAGGGAUCCAGAGGCAGCUCCUCCUCAGGCAACAGCGGGGGCAACGGUGGUGGAAACAAGCCCGAGUGUGAAAACCCAGACAAUGAAGUCCGCGUGUCUGGAGGAUCUGGGGGUCAGGGCUCCAGAGGAGGCUCCAGUGGAAGCUUCAGUGGCACUCGUGAAGUCAAGGAAACAAGUGGAGAGGGCGGUCGCAUCCUUACAGGUUCCCAAGGCAGUCAGCAGGGGCAAGGGUCCGGUGGGGAUAGUGGAAGAGGUGAAGCUGUCAGUGGAAUCAAUUCUGUGAACUCUCAGACAAUUCCUGGAAUCUUCAACUUUGAUAAUUUCUGGAAGAAUUUUAAAUCCAAGAUGGGUUUCAUUAACUGGGAUGCCAUAGAGAAGGGCCAAGUCCCGCCCCCCAGCACGCGGGCCCUCCUCUACUUCAGCCGUCUCUGGGAGGAUUUCAAACAUAAGACUCCCUUCUUGAACUGGAAAGAAAUUACCGAGGGGAUAGAUAAAUCCUCCUCUCUACAGAAGAGGGCAAGUGGUGCCAAUCAGCCUGGCACAGGAUGGCAAGAGGUGGCAGCUGCAACGUCUAAGAACAACAAUUAUCACCAGCAGGUGUAUCCUACUGCCUAUUAUGGGCAGUACCCAUCCAAGUCCCCUGCUAAGGGAGGAGUUACGCCGCCUUCUUCUUCGGCUUCCCGGGUGCAACCUGGCCUGCUCCAGUGGGUGAAGUUUUGGUAGAAAAUUACUUCCGAUCAUUACCGAGGCCUUGAAAAACACUGGUCGUCAAGGAGCCUGACUGUGCCCUUCCCCUGGCUCUCGCUCCUGGGAUGCCCUGGUCUGGGUGCUGACACCUCCAUUUUCUAGGUUGGGGGCCUGGUUUGUCUGUUCCUUGUUUCCUCCCACUCCACCGUGGUGACUCUGUGACCACCAGACUCAGCGGAUAAACCAGCCACUUGCUUCACGUCCUCCAUUUUGUGACCGGACACCACUGACGGUUCUUCAGGAGGAGCUUCCUACUUUAGU